CGUGAGCGAUUUCCAUUGAAUGACAGCUUCACGUCGAGACGCGCGGUGUUGUGGGAAAAUAAUCGCAAAAAUUACCACCUACAGUGGCCGAGUGCGGGCGCAAAAGGACACCAAUCGUGUAGUGCACGCGCUGGUGUGUCGAUUGAGCGUACUUCCGGGGUGCUCACCUGUGGCGAGAGCUGGGAAAAAUGUGUGAUAAAGUGGUGAACUUCGACGGCUGAUAAUCGAUCUCAAUUUCAUCGCUGGCUCCGGUUGACAAAAAAACACAUCGGCAUUCGGGGCUCGAGAGUGGCGAAAAGGCAGGCGGCGCUUCUGUUUUCCACCACCGUUUUCAUCUCGUGCGAUCGCGGAAGCCGCGCGGCGCCCCCGCGAGACAGCGUCGGCCGCGGAGCCCCCCGGUUUUUCGGCAAGAGUUUUGUGCGGCGACAGGGGGAGCGCGCGCCCCCCGCCCCACACACACGCUCCCGAGAGGAAAAUCUCCGUGGGCGAGAGAGCGAGCGAGGAGCUGGAAUUUAUUGACCCCGCCGCAAACGCAGAUGACACACUGCGGUUAAUGCGAGAGGAGUAAGAGAUUAUUAAGGAGUGAAGAGACAAAGACAGUGAAGUGGACAAAAAGAACAAGACGAUAAUCGCGUUGAGGAGGGAAAAUUGAAUAAUCCAAUUAAUAAUUGAGUUUGAUAGUGAAUGUGAACAGGGGGAAAAGCGAUCGAAGAGUGGUUUGUUUGGGGCGCUUUUUGGACAACUUGCAAUACGCGGUGUUUGUUUUUUUUCCUUGGCGUUUUCGGUAGUGAUUCUCUCUCUCGCUCUCUGUGGUUGUUGUUGUUGGAUUGUGCCAGAGCCAGAGAGAGGCGCAGUGUUUUGUGUGUUUAGAUGGAGAAAAUGGAGGUCGACGACGUGGUCGAUUUGAGCAUUGCAUCGGGCCGUGACGCGUCGCUGACGAUAACUCAGUCCACGGCACGUGAUUUGCGCGCUUUGACACAGAAUUCGGGAUUGACUAUAACACCAGCACCGCCGCCGCCGCCAGUCAUCCCUGGCAUUUCGGUGGGUGUCAGUUCUGGUGGUGGCGCUCCUGGGAACAAUAGCAGUGGAACAGCAUUCGCCACCUCGGCUUCGUCCUCCGUGGCUCCGGAUAAUGCAGCAGCAGCAGCAGUGGUUGGGCACGAUGCAAAUCGAACGAGACGUGUUCUGCGUCCCCGCACGGAGCCCCGCUCAUAUGCCGAGAGUCCGGACAUCGUGCUGCUGCCGGCUAAAAUAAAUGGUCGUCAACAGAAUGGGAAUAUCGAUUCGGAGACAGAUGACGAUGAUGAUGAUGAGGAAAUGCCACCCAUUUAUCCGAUAAAGGAGCUCACGGCGGCCGAACUGUGGGAGAGAGAGCGCGGCCUGAGGAAGCUGAGGGAGGAGUUGCGUAAUGAGGAGACAAAGCUGGUGCUCCUCAAGAAGUUGAAACAAUCACAGCAGAUGAUGAAGGAGAAUUUGAUUGUGACACCGACAAAUCUACCAAAUGCAAACAAUCCACUUGCAGCCAUUCCGGCGGCACUCACAAAGGGCACACUCAGCGUCACAACCACCACGGCCAUCCCAUUGCCGGCGCACAACAAGAAUCGCUCAGCUAUUCUCAGAGGACAACCGACUCCAGGGAGAACCACUUCGGUUCUGCCACCGCCGCGGACUGCGGCGCUCCCGGGCGGAGCCACCCUGACGCCCGGACCGCCGCACCGCUCGUCGCUGGGACACGCGAGAACCAAUUCGAAUCUCACGAUAACUCCAUCGGUGACAAUUACACCCACGAGUGCACCGCCGGCAGGAUCAAAGCCACGCAAUCUCACUGUUUCGGAUAAUUCGAAGGUGCCAACGGGCAGUAUCAGCAGUUCAGUGUCCAUUACACCUGCACCGUCUUUACCUUCUAAUUCAGGAGACCAGGUAGCAAAGAGUGAUCGAUCGACGCCGCGCGAUGACGGACAGACGCCAGCACAGAGGCAAGCAGCGGCCAAAUUGGCACUGCGGAAACAACUGGAGAAAACACUCCUUCAGAUUCCACCGCCAAAACCGCCGCCGCCAGAAAUGCACUUCAUCCCAAAUCCGAGCAAUACUGAGUUCGUGUACUUGCUCGGACUGGAGCAUGUUGUGGACUAUCUGACCAAGGACAAGAAGGGUCCGAUGACAUCGCAACCCUUUCGCUGUGCACAGUGCAAAAUCGAUUUCACACCUGUUUGGAAAUGGGAGAAACAGGGUAAAAGAGGAAAUGAUGCUACUUUUGUCAAAGACAUUUCAGCUGGAAAGGAUCCAAAAGUCAUCUGUGAGCAGUGUGUCACGACAAAUGUGAAGAAGGCGCUGAAGGCGGAGCACACGAAUCGCCUGAAGACGGCGUUCGUGAAGGCGCUGCAGCAGGAGCAGGAGAUUGAGCAGCGUCUCUCCACGCAGAGCAGUCCGUCACCUGUUGAGACGCACGCGGCCAGUGUUGUGAAUUCUGUGGCGCCGCCGCCACCACCACCGCCGGGUCCGGUGCCGAGCAAAUCGCAGACUCCGACGCCGUCAGCGACGCCCACGCCUCGACCCACUCCGACACCCCCAAGUCAGCCGACGCCGCCGCCGGCAAGUUCAAGUCGAUCCUCCAGACAUGACUCUCAAUCGUCGAGUGCAUCGCAAUUCGACAAAUUUCCAGCCGCCCAGCUUGGUGCUUUCAGUAAUCUUGCCAAUUUGAGUAGUUUAGGAAAUCUGGGUAAUCUGGGAAAUUUGGGCAAUCUCGGAAAUCUGGGCAACCUUGGAAAUCUCGCAAAUCUUGGCAAUUUGGCCAACACACCAACGGCGGCAGCGAUGCAAGCUCUUCAGCAGCAGAUCUUCAGAAGUUUGCAACAAGGACUCGCGGCGGGAAAUAUUCCAAGCCACAUGAUGCAGUUUACACCCUUCCUGUACUCCUAUCAAUUCUUAAUGGCACAAGCGGCUCAAGCAGCAGCUGCUGGCAAGAACGCCAGUUUGGCGGACAUCCAGAGAGCUGCCGACUUGAGGCAAUUCUUCAUGGACAUGAACUCACCUCAGCCGCCUGGCCCGAGCAACAAUCGCCAGAACAACUGGAAGACAUAAGCAAGUGAGCGCGCUGUGUUGAUAUGUUGAUCAAGUGAGAGAAGAUUUGUCUUAGGAUUCUUUCUUUCCUAUUAAUUAGUUCUCGAUUUUUAAGUAAUGGUUUCGUUAGACACUUUCCCUUCUUCGUUUUGUUUAAAUUAAAGAAAGAGAGAGAAGAAAACUGUGCGCCAGAGAAGAGAUUCUCUUGGUGUUUUGCUCGGAAGAAUGAAAGCAAAGUGCUUUUUUUUGGACUUUUUACAUGUUCUCGUGCGCAAAAAUUUUUGUUAUUGGAGAAGUUUUGAGAAGAAAAGCUCAUUUCUUUGAAAUCCUUUUUUGUAAAAUAUUGUCGUAAUGAGAGAAGUGAAAGAAUAUAUUGAGAAAUGAGAGAAUCAUGUGAAAAUAUGAGUAUUUAUAUGCCCAAUUCUUUUGGGAGGAGAGAAAAAGGAAAAGGAGGUGAAAAUGAAGAUAUAAAAUACAAUGGAAGAUGGGAACACAAAAUUACAUUUUUGCACAGUAGAUUUUUCCUAUAAUUUCCCCCUUUUUUUAAAAUUAGUUUGUCAUAAUUUAUGGUAUUAUUUUUGUUUAAGGAUUACAACAAAAAAAAUGUGUUGCGAAUGCGAAACGAUUGAGAGACAUUGAAGAAAAAAGAAAACUUUCAAGUUCUGUUUUAGUUGCUCUUUGUUUUUGUGUUAAAACCUUUCUUUCGCGUGAAACCGGAUGAUAAAAUAUUUGUAGAUGAAAAACUUGUGAUAACGAUGAAACAAAUGCAGCAAAUUUUGAUUUUUUUUUUAAAUGGUUGUUCCAAGAAAUUCCUUUCAAAUAACGCUAAACUUUGUACACAUUUUUGGGGUUGAAGCCAGAAAGAGAGAGAGAAAGACGGAGAAAGUGAAGUAGAUUUAAUAGAGGAAACCUAAAGAGAAGCUACAAGAAAAAUGGGUGAGAAAAAUAGAUAAAAGAAAAUUGUGUAUGAUAGGAAAAUAAACUGAUAAAGAGUAAAAUAGACAUUUUGUAGACAUAGUCACGUCAAUUAUAUUGAAAAUUCGAUGAUAGAAAACACAGAGAGAAAUAAUUUCAGUGCAUUUUUAUUUGGAACUGCAUUCUUUUGUCGUUUUCGUUUAUUAUUUUUCUUUAAUUGGAAUUUUGCAGAUUAAAAUUGAUUUUGAAGACAACAAGAACAAAAAAAAAAGGGUAAAGAAAAUUAUUAGCAAAAAAAAGUUCACGUGAAAAAAAAAUUUAACCGAAAACACCGAUAAAACUAAAUUUAACAUGGAAUUGAGUGUCUUUGUUAACAAAUUUAUAAAGAAAAAAAAAACAAGUGAAAAUUAAGAGAGAGGGUAAAAAAAGGCGAAAAAAAUACACUUAAUAUAUUAGAUAAAAAUGACACCUUUUUUUUGGCAACAAAAAAGAGUAAGAGAAUUAGAGAUAAAUCCGCGUAAGUGAACAUGAACCACUGUAAAUAUUGAUGGUUAGUUUUUAAGGCAAUUUUAUCGGUAUAAAUGAGUGAAAGAAAGAGAGGAAAAAGUGAAAAAUCUCCAUCGAAAAGUUUUUUAAAGCUGUAAAUACUACAAUCUUUUUUGUAUUUUGACUGAAAAGAAUAUUUAGAAGCAUUCAAAGCAAUUUCAAUAAGGCAAGAAAAAUAGAAAGAAAGAAAGAGAAAUUAUAGCAAAUCACGAAAAGAAGAGAAGAGAAGAGAGAAAAGAAAGGAGUUGAAGAAGAAAUCUAUAAUGAAAAAUUAUCACCGCUCUUUUGUCAUAAAGAUGGAUUUUAAGGUAUAAAAGUAAGGACAGUAUAAAAUAAUCAAUUAAAAAGGAAAAUUAAUAUUUAAGGCUAGAGUGAAUUGAAUGCGUGCGUGAUCUUUUCUUUUUUGUAAUGAGAGAUAAAAAAAAAUCACUGAGAUGAAAAAUCACACUGAAAAUUCCUACUAUGUAAAUUUCAGCAUGAAAAUGAACUUAACAUUUUCACAGACUUUGUCUUCUUGCAAGAGACAGAAACUAAUAUAAUAAAAUGUGGAGAGAAAAUAGUUUAAGAAGUGAACUAAAA
Messenger RNA from Phlebotomus argentipes, 5100 nucleotides. It is a transcript of the gene simj, whose product is annotated as transcriptional repressor p66-beta. The transcript has 11 exons. Gene Ontology annotation, biological process: negative regulation of transcription by RNA polymerase II. Gene Ontology annotation, cellular component: NuRD complex. The record is from RefSeq and is a predicted model, not a curated record. The coding region runs from base 871 to 3081 and encodes 736 amino acids. Lineage: Eukaryota; Metazoa; Arthropoda; Insecta; Diptera; Psychodidae.